UAGGUUAGGUUUAUUCUCAGAUUCUCGUUCUCUGCUGCUCUGCUCCUCCUUGAAUUUCUCUCCUUACUCAAAAUUGCCGAAAUAAUAAAGAGGAUAAUGCUGCUUUAUCUCUCUAAUUGAAGCAAUUUGUUGAAGAUUGAUAAGAGCCAACGUUGAGAACGGAGGCAAUAGUAAUCUGCUUUCUGCAGCUUGAGAAUGAGCUUCAAUCGCCGAUCGUUGUUAUAAAAGCAUUAUUGCAAGAAGAUAUCAAAAACUGUAUAAUAAAAUACAGUUAUCAGACAAAGAUGAUUCGAAAUUGUAGUAUAGUAGUGGUAGGAGCUGGAGCCGCAGGAAUGGCUGCCACUGCCAAACUGCUUUCUUCAGGAUUUUCAAAUGUUACAGUCCUAGAAGCCUCAUCUAGAAUUGGUGGAAGAAUCAAAUCUAUUCCAUUUGGGCCGUACACAAUAGACAUGGGCGCGCAAUGGGUGCACGGCGAGAAGGACAACAUAGUGUAUGAGAUGGCGAGUGAGGCGGAUGCGGUGGCCGGGUCCGAGUUCAGUGUGGUGGAAAUGCUGUGCGCCAACUCCAGUGGCCACAUUGUCGACAUGCAGCUCAGUCGCGCCGUCUACACUGUCUUCUACAGGAUUCAUGAGCAGUUCGGCGACGAGAAGAAUCUGAGCGGCAGUUUCGGAGACUAUUUCAUCGCGAAAUUCAACGUGGAGCUGGCCAAAGACAACAUAGUGUUAUCGGAUGAACUGAAGCAGAGCUUCAUUGCGAACUUGGAGCAGUUCGAGAACUCGGUUGACGCGGCCGAUUCGUGGUUCGAGACGUCGGCACCCGGCCUGCAGCAGUACGAGGAAUGCGACGGAAAUCCUCUGGUCAGGUGGAAGUCGGGAGGCUAUAACAGUGUCUUCAAACUCAUCGAUGACAAUUUCGGCCUGAAAGGAGUGCCAUCAUCCAGCAAAGUGCAGUUUGGCAAAGAGGUGACCUCAAUUGAAUGGGAUCAAGAUAAGGGUCGUUCUGAAGGCCAUUCGGUGACCUUGAGAUGCUCGGACGGCAGUCAGCUGACAGCUGAUCACGUGAUUGUGGCUGUGUCAUUGGGCGUUCUCAAGCACACGGCUGCAUCAGUGUUCAAACCGGAGCUGCCUUCCUACAAGCAGAUUGCUAUAAAGGCGCUGGGAUUUGGAACAGUGAACAAAAUUUUCUUGAGGUUUCCAAAUCGUUGGUGGCCAGAAGAGUUGAAAGGUUUCAAUUUGCUUUGGACUUCACAGGACAGAGAAUCACAAGAGUAUGAAAAGAGAAACCUUGCCUGGGCGAAAGAUGUCUUCGGUUUUUUCGUGGUUGAUGAACUUCCUGAUAUGCUCUGUGGUUGGAUUGUGGGAAAAUCAGCUCGGGAAAUGGAAAAAGAAACCGAUCAGACUGUGUUGGAUGUUUCCUAUGAACUGCUGACAAGGUUUUUCGGCAAAAAGUUCGACAUUCCUAAGCCGACCGCUAUUUCCAGGUCACAGUGGUACUCAAAUCCGUUCACCAGAGGUUCAUACAGUUUUCGUACAGUUGACAGUCAAAAUGUGAACGCCUCGGCAGCUCAACUGUCUCAACCAGUCGUUAAUAAGCUAGGAAAACAGGUGCUAUUUUUCGCCGGUGAAGCGACUCAUCCAUAUUUUUAUUCCACGGUUCAUGGAGCUCUCGAGACUGGACUCAGAGAGGCUAAUAGACUUGCAUCCAUCUAUUCAUUUGGUGAAAACCCAUCAGAAGUGAAAUCAGUUGUGGUGGUGGGAGCUGGUAUAGCUGGAUUGGCAGCUUGCAGAACACUCCUAGAUCAUGGCAUCACCGAUAUUGUUCUUCUAGAAGGUCAAAAUCGCCCUGGAGGUCGGAUAAUGUCGGUACCAAUACAAGAUGGCGAUGGUGGUUGGGCUGAGUUGGGUGCUCAGUGGAUCCAUGGCGAGCAGAAUGCAGUCCAUGCCUUGGCCAGAGACGGCCAUCUUUUGUCCGACCACGUCUCGGCUGAAGGAUUAGGCAAAUAUCUGUACGACGAUGGCACGGAAAUCGAGCAGGCAGUGGUGCAUGAAGUGGAAGGGGUGGUGGGUGACAUCCUGGAGCACUGUGAGCAGUUCUGGUGUGACCGCGAGAGUGUGUCACCGCCACCCGAAUCAGUGGGUCACUAUCUGUGCCACAGGUUCCACCAGUACCUGGACGAGUGCCACGAUUCGCCCCAGCUGCGGCAGAUCAAAAUGGAUUUGUUUGAUUGGCAUAUCAGGUUUCAGGUGAUCGACAACUCAUGUGACGAUCUGCACGAUCUUUCGGCCAAAUUCUGGGGCUGCUACAAGUUCAGUGGCGGUCGCGACUAUGUCAACUUCAUCAAUGGAUACUCGACCCUUAUUGACAAACUUGUCGGAGAUUUGCCAGCUGAUGUGUUGAGACUCAACUCUGCUGUCGAUAAAAUCCAUUCGUCAGAAAAUUACAGAAAUUGUCUCAUUCAACAAGAAAGUUUGAGGGAAGAGAAUGGAAACAGAGUAGAAAGUGUUGGAAGUUUAAUUGGAGCUGUGGAGAAGAUUAUUGUAGAUAUUACUGAAAAUGAUAGAAAGUGUAUUGCUCAACAAGGAAGUGAUGUUAGUGUGAGAGAAAAGGAUGGGAGUAGAGUAGGAAAUUGUGAAAAUGGGGUAGGAAGUAGUGGGAGGUAUAUAGGAAAUGUAGAAAAUGAAAUUAACAGUGAUGUAAAUGGGUCGGAAAAUGGAGAAAAUAAGACAGAAAGGGAUGUGAGUGAAAUGGGAAAUGGAGAGGAUAGAGAAGGAACUGGUGGGAAUAAGAUAGGAAUUGAAGAUAGAUUAAAAGAUGAUGAGAGUGUUAGGAAAAAUAAAGGAAAUAUUAUAAGGAGAGAUGAAAAAGUUGAAGAAAGUGGAACAUCGAUUAUUGAUGAAAGUAAGUUAAAGAAUGGAGAAGGUAGAAUAGAAAAUGACGAAAUUUUGAUAAACAAUGGAGAAAUCACAAUAGAAAGUGGAAGUAUGAUAAACAUCGAAGAGAAUGGAGUAAAAAAUGUUGAAAGUAUGGUACAAAAUUUAGAAAUUAGUAUAAAAAACUAUAAGAAUGGAAUUGAAAGUGAUGGAAGUGUGAUAAAAGUAGGAGAAAGUAACAUUGAAUGUGAAGAGCGUGUAAUAGAAAAUGAUGGAAUUGGAACAAAAUACUAUGAAAGUGUGUUACUAAACGAAGAAAGUAUAGUUGAAUGUGACGGAAGUGCCAUAAAAAAUGUAGGAAAUUAUGUUAGUAGAAUAGAAAAUUAUAAAGGUGAUAAUAGGACUAUGUGGCCUAUCAGUGUAAUUUGUGAAAACAAUGUGCAAUAUAGGACUAGUCAUGUGAUUGUUACGUCUUCGUUGGGUUAUUUGAAGAGAAAUCAUGAGAGUCUAUUUUCGCCGUCGUUGCCUAAAGGUUUAGUAAAGGCUAUAGAAACAAUGGGAUUCAAUGUGAUAAAUAAAAUAUUUCUCAUCUACAAAGAGCCCUGGUGGAGCAAAGACGAGAAAGGAUUUCAGAUUAUGUGGAGAGGAAAGCAGAACUGCAGUUUGAAUCACAAAGAGUAUUGGAUGAGAAGCCUGACUGGCUUCGACGUGUUGUCCAACUUUGACAACGUGCUGCUGGGCUGGGUGGGGGGAAGGGGGGCCGUUGAGAUGGAGGCCCUCUCUGAGGAGGAGAUCAGUCUCCACUGCACCAGUCUGCUGGCUAGGUUGACGCGGAGGAGUGACCUGCCCAAACCUGCUCAAGUUAUCAGAUCACAGUGGCACAGCAAUAGAUUCGUAUGCGGUGGAUACAGUCACACGACAAGUCGGUGCGACCAAACCUGUGGGCCUGAAUCUCUACAAGCUCCGGUUUUUGUUGAAUCUGCACUAUCAAGUCAGCAUCCAGCUAUUCUUCUAGCCGGUGAAGCUACCCAUGAAGAGUACUUCUCGACAACUCAUGGUGCUUAUGAGAGUGGAGUGAGACAGGCGUACAAAAUUAUAGCUUUUAUCAAUGAAAACAAAAACAUUUAAUCAUUAGAUUUCUCAAACAGAAUUUUCUUCAUUCCAUCAAUGAAAAUUAUAUGAAUGGGAAGAAGGUAUUUAACAAUAUUCAUUUUCAGUUAACUUUCUCCUCAAGGAAAUUAUAGGUGCAAUACAGUAAAAGGUUAAAGUAACUGUAUGUCAUUCAAUGGAAAAGUAAUUAACGAUUGUACAAUUGAUUUCAUUGAGGUGUUUUAUUGGAAGUGAGGUGUAUUGAUAAAAACAAUGUUUUGUCUUAGAAGUUAAUUGGUGCAAUUUGCUAUACAAAAAAAGGUGAAACCAAUGCACCUAGUAUCCUUGGUACAUUGGAUGGAACCAUUUUACAAGUUAUUUCAUUCAUGGGUAGAAGCAUUCAGCUAAUAUUAUAAUAUUAAUAUUAAAAUGUUAAUAUUAUUUAAAAUAAUUCUAAUAUUAUGAAUGUCUGAUACCAGUUGAUCAUCAACUAACUCCAAUCAUGGAAUAAUGAAAACACCACUCUUUUUUACAUGACUCAAAUUGAUAAUUUAUAUUGAAUCAGGUACAGUAGGUACUAUGCGGGAAGAGUAAUCCCAUUUCACAAGCUAUUUAAUUGGUUGGAUAGGUCAAAUUAAUGAUCUCCACUCUCCAGUUGAUGUCAGCAAAGAAAUUACAAUUAUUAUUUUAAAUUUUAGAUUUGGGGUUUGAAUAUUCUGAGUUGUGAUAAAAAUUAGAUUAUAUUAUUUAGAACCAUGACCAAUCUAUAGAUGAACACUAUAGGUAACCAUGGUAGAACUCUUUUAACAAUCAAGACAUAUCAUAAUAGCAAAAAUUUACUUAUAUAAUCCAUUUUAUAUAUUGUAAUAUAAUAAAAUAAAAUUAUAGCCUACUUCUAUUUAUAUUGAAAAUUAAACCAAACUAAACAUCAGUAACAGGACCAUCGUUUCAGUUGAUCUAAUUCUUCUUAAUAUACGAGAACUUUGAUAAAAUGAGAUUUUUAUGUUGAUUUCAAUUUCCUAAAAUGUGAGUGCAUUUUGUUGGUUUUCUACAUUACCAUUGGCUAAAUUAAGGAAGAACAACAACAUUAACAAAUAAUGUUCUGAAAACAAUCAAUUUAUUCUAUUCCUAUUGUUAUCUACCGCAUUAUUGGGAUGUUGUUUUGAAAAUCAAAAACUUUGAAAGUUA
Nilaparvata lugens (brown planthopper) is the source of this 5147-nucleotide messenger RNA. RefSeq lists its product as uncharacterized. Lineage: Eukaryota; Metazoa; Arthropoda; Insecta; Hemiptera; Delphacidae. The record is from RefSeq and is a predicted model, not a curated record. The transcript has 17 exons. Gene Ontology annotation, molecular function: polyamine oxidase activity. Bases 285 to 3998 code for a protein of 1237 amino acids.